Messenger RNA from Ipomoea triloba (trilobed morning glory), 1513 nucleotides. Its product is annotated as glutathione S-transferase T3-like. NCBI's taxonomy places the organism in Eukaryota, Viridiplantae, Streptophyta, Magnoliopsida, Solanales, Convolvulaceae. The record is from RefSeq and is a predicted model, not a curated record. Bases 239 to 1201 code for a protein of 320 amino acids. The transcript has 3 exons.
CCCAAAGUAGCUCUCUCACCUCUCCGUUGCGCCGCCGUCUGUAUCACUUCUCUUCAGUUUCAGUUGGUCGGGUCGAGGUCAAACGGUUCAGGCGUUUUCUAGGCCUAUAUAAAGGCCAUUAGACUUAGGGAAAGUGCUUUCGCUUUCCCCCUUUCCAUUUUUCCGUUCGCUUCUUCUCUCUACAACACCGAAGAAAUUCACGAGCAAUCAAUCGAGGAGAUGAAUUGAGAGCGUGCAUAUGGAGUGUAAGGAACUCACUGUUCGUGCCAAUUGCAUUUCGAAAAUGGGGGUUGAUCCAUCGGGCAUUCCUUCAAAUGAAUCAAGAAGUGGUAAUAUUCAAGGUUUGGGCACCAAAACACCAUCUCCUAUUCAAAGUUCUCAGUUACCGUUGUUCUUGAAUCAAGCUAGGCUCGGAACUUUACCACAACCAUGUUCUGGAAGUGGUGAUGAGCAGAGUGGACGAGCAACUUGGUCUAUAGAGGAAGACGUGAUUCUUGCAAAAGCAUGGAUCAAAUUUAGCGAGGAUCGAAAGAAGCUAAAAAGUUCACAUGCGAAUGGUACCCUUUGGCAAGAUAUUGAAAAGUACUACAAUGAGUAUCGUCCUACUGGUACAGUGAAGAGAGAUAGGGCGAAACUGAAAACUCACUGGAAUCAAGCUCGCAUGAAGAUUACUUCUUUCAAUACAAGCUAUAAUGAAUUAUUUAGUGCGCGCCCAAUUGGACACAAUGAGGAGGACGUACUAUUGCAAACUCAUGAAGAAUACAAGGCAACACACAAUGGCAUCAAGUUUCCCUACUUACACUUGUGGAAUAUUGUCAGAUAUUUCCCAAUGUGGGCAACAAAGGCAUCACGAAAUGGCCACAAGUCAAAGAAGAUGCAGACUACCGAGCCAGGACAACACACGUCUUCUUCCAGUGCUGAUGACACUGUUGAUGUUGAUGAAGGCGAAGUUCACCCUCGUCCGGUUGAGCAAAAGGGCGUGGGGAGGAAAAGAAAAGCCCCGGUUACAAAUGUUGACCAAAUCUCAAACACAAUGCAAAAACAACUGGACAAGCUUGAGGAGUAUAAUACAUUGAAGGCAAGAGAUACUUUAAUCAAUGAAUAUCAAAUCCUUAUGAAGGACACUUCGACAAUGACAGAAGAGCAGCUCCAUACGCAUCGCUAUGCAUGUGAAAUUAUCAAGAAGAGCUGGGGAAUGUAGUGGAGGGAUCUUUUAAUUUAUGUGUAGCAUAUAUUUCGUGCAAUUUUUGUUUAUUUUAGGUUGUAGUUAAUUUGUAAUCCAUAUAUUUUGAGUUUGUGAAUGCUAUUUAUUUGGCUUUAACAUUAAAUAUCUCACUGUAGUCCAUUGUGAACUACAUGUUGGGUGUUCUAAUUUCAUUGGCGAUAUCGGAGAGGCACAUUGUGACAUUACAAUCCUUAUACCAUAGAUGCAUUGUUGAUGUUGGUGCAUGUGUAUGUUUAUGUUGUGAGUUUUUGUGUCUUGUAUUAUGAAAUUUUGUACUUUAAGUGUGUA